AUGGUUUGCCAUUGGCAUCCCUUUUCGGGCCGUGAUGUGCCCAUUUCUAACGGCUCGGGUUUCCUGGUGUCUCCGGAUGGGCUCAUUGUGACCAACGCACACGUGGUGGCAAACCGGCGGCGCGUGCGGGUGAAGCUGGCCAGCGGCGAGCAGUAUGACGCUGUGGUGCAAGACGUGGACCAGGUUGCAGACAUUGCUACCAUCAAGAUCAAGCCUAAGCACCCGCUGCCCACCCUGCCCCUUGGGCGGGGGGAGCGGGGGAAGGGCUGUGGGUGCCGCGAGUUUGGGAACUCCGGUGGCCCCCUCGUCAACUUGGAUGGUGAAGUCAUUGGUGUGAACACUAUGAAGGUGACAUCAGGCAUCUCGUUUGCCAUCCCCUCAGACCGGCUGCGGAAGUUCCUGCAAAAGGAGGAGCACCGCAAAAGCUCUUGGUUUGGCAGUACGGAGACAAAGCGCCGUUACAUAGGAGUGAUGAUGCUGACUCUUACACCAAGCAUCCUGGCUGAGCUGAAGCUGCGUGACCCCAGCUUCCCCGAUGUCUCCUACGGAGUGCUGAUCCACAAAGUGAUCAUUGGCUCCCCGGCCCAUCAGGCAGGGCUGAAGGCAGGUGACGUUGUGCUGGAGAUCAACGGGCAGGCAUCGCGCCGCGCAGAGGAUGUGUAUGAGGCCGUGCGGACGCAGCAGAGCCUGGCCUUGCUGGUGCGACGUGGCUACGACACUUUGCUGGUGAGCGUCAUCCCCGAGGUCACGGAGUAGCAGUGCUGUCGUGC
Molecule: messenger RNA, 770 nt
Organism: Opisthocomus hoazin
Lineage: Eukaryota; Metazoa; Chordata; Aves; Opisthocomiformes; Opisthocomidae
Source: RefSeq, a predicted model, not a curated record